Messenger RNA from Trichobilharzia regenti, 514 nucleotides. The record is from the annotation of a GenBank genome assembly. NCBI's taxonomy places the organism in Eukaryota, Metazoa, Platyhelminthes, Trematoda, Strigeidida, Schistosomatidae.
ACAGCACACUAAUUCUCAAAUGUUCUCAGAUCACAUACAUAUAGCAUUGGCAUGAUGAUCAACAGAGUAAGAGUUCACUCUAGUCGAUCAAUAUUGUUGAUGAUACGCUGGUAGUCCAUCGCUUCAAAUAUAGAUGAUAGAAAGUCGCUGGUUUUCCUGGAUAUGUGAGUGACUUUGACACUGACAUUUUAUCCUCUUUGAUCAUGCUGCCUAAUUUACUAUACAUCUGGACCAGUAUUCAUUCACAUCAUUAUCCAUAUGUCGAGAUCAAAAGCAUCCUGAGUAAUUGUGUAGCUGUCAUAUCACUUGUUCACGCACAAUUAUAUAGCACUGAUAUCGGUGAUUCCAAAUCCACUCGUCAAAAGCAUUUCAACUUGCAAGGUAGGAAUCUUUAUGUUUUGUUUCAUGUAUUUGGGUUGAUUCGGAUGUCCGAGAACGCUUCUUCAACUGGAGAUGCUUCUAAUACCUCAGCUGCAGUUUGCCUUCCCCUACAAUUAUAUUUUGAUUGCUAAUU